CACUUGGGCACUGGCGCGCGCUCGGGGCCAGCAGCCGGGAGCCGGCCAGCUGGGGCCAUGGGCUGCGACGGCCGCGUGUCGGGGCUGCUCCGCCGCAACCUGCAGCCCACGCUCACCUACUGGAGCGUCUUCUUCAGCUUCGGCCUGUGCAUCGCCUUCCUGGGGCCCACGCUGCUGGACCUGCGCUGCCAGACGCACAGCUCGCUGCCCCAGAUCUCCUGGGUCUUCUUCUCGCAGCAGCUCUGCCUCCUGCUGGGCAGCGCCCUCGGGGGCGUCUUCAAGAGGACACUGGCCCAGUCGUUAUGGGCCCUCUUCACCUCCUCUCUGGCCAUCUCCCUGGUGUUUGCCGUCAUCCCCUUCUGCCGUGACGUGAAGGUGCUGGCCUCUGUCAUGGCACUGGCGGGCCUGGCCAUGGGCUGCAUCGACACCGUGGCCAACAUGCAGCUGGUGAGGAUCUACCAGAAGGACUCGGCCAUCUUCCUCCAGGUUCUCCAUUUUUUUGUGGGCUUCGGUGCUCUGCUGAGCCCCCUUAUAGCCGACCCCUUCCUGUCUGAUGCCAACUGCUUGCCUGCCAAUAACACAGCCAACGCCACCUCCGGCAGCCACCUGUUCCACGCCGCCAGGGUCCUGGGCCAGCACCGCACUGAGGCGCGGCCUUGGUCCAACCAGACGCUCCCUGGGCCACCCCUGCAGGAUGGGGCAGGGACCCACGUGGGCUACGCCUUCUGGAUCAUGGCCCUGAUCAAUCUCCCAGUGCCCCUGGCUGUGCUGUUUCUGCUGUCCAAAGAGCACCUGCUGACCUGCUGCCCUCAGAGGAGGCCCCUGCUCCUGUCUGCAGAUGAGCUUGCACUGGAGACGCAGUCUCCUGAGAAGGAAGACACUUCCUCACUUCCCCCAAAGUUUCAGCAACACCGAGGGCACGAGGACCUGUUCAGCUGCUGCCAGAGGAAGAACUUCAAAGGAGCCCCGUAUUCCUUCUUCGCCAUCCACAUCACAGCCGCCCUGGUCCUGUUCAUGACCGAUGGGAUGACGGGGGCAUAUUCUGCCUUUGUGUACAGCUAUGCGGUGGAGAAACCCCUGUCUGUGGGACACAAGGUGGCCGGUUACCUCCCCAGCCUCUUCUGGGGCUUCAUCACCCUGGGUCGGCUCAUCUCCAUUCCCAUCUCCUCAAGAAUGAAGCCAGCCACCAUGGUUUUCAUCAAUGUGGUGGGUGUGAUGGUGACGUUCCUGGUGCUUCUUGUUUUCUCCUACAACGUCCUCUUCCUGUUCGUGGGGACAGCCAGUCUGGGCCUGUUCCUCAGCAGCUCCUUCCCCAGCAUGCUGGCCUACACUGAGGACAUUCUGCAGUACACAGGCUGUGCGACCACGGUGCUGGUGACGGGGGCAGGAAUUGGCGAGAUGGUCCUCCAGAUGCUGGUUGGUUCGAUCUUCCAGGCUCAGGGCAGCUAUAGUUUCCUGGUCUGUGGCGUGAUCUUUGGUUGCUUGGCUUUUACCUUCUAUAUCUUGCUCCUGUUUUUCCACAGGAUGCACCCUGGACUUGCAUCAGUUCCUACCCAGGACAGACCGCUUGGAAUGGAAAGCUUGGAGUGCUACCAGAGGUAAAACUGGGUGAAGGAGGCAGGCAAAGACUUCCAGCCUCUUGAGCACGGCACAGACCAAAGUGUUUAAGAAAGCUGCAGGUGGAGGUGGAGGCAAUCUCUCCACGCCUUGGUUCGGAUCUUCUCCACUAACACUUGGUUGAGUAGAAGAAAUUAAACUGAGUUCUGGUACCUGGGUCCUCCCUGGGCAAAUCAUAAGCAGCUUACCUGGCUACUCCAGUUACCUGCCUCUUCCCUGGUUCAGACUGCUGGUCAGAGCCGUCCAGGACACCCAGACGGGAAGGAAGAAGACAGCCACAUGCUGCCUUCAUGGACCACACCCUGGGUUUGAGGAUCACUCUUAGUUGAAAUUUGAAAAAAUAGGUUGACAUUGUAAAGCUCGAUGAUCAUCGCUAUAUGCAGAUAUAUUUUUAAAUUAAUCAAAACAAACCCCAAGUUAUUCUCUGGCAUGCUCAAAGGAUUUGUGUGCUUUUUACUUAGUAAUAGUCCAAAGUCCCUCAAAUUCCUGCUGCUGAUACCAGUAGGUCAUCUGUAAUCUAAAACAUCAAAAGGAAAAGCUGAAUCUUGCUAUCUUUAGGACACUAAUUCAGUGGUAUGUUGGGCUAGCUUAAACCAGCUUAUAAAAGCUGACUGUUAAAUUUUCAUUUUGAGAGCUGGUUGUUAAACGCAGCCAAUAUUAAAAAUUAAAUUAUAGAAAUUUAAAUUACAUUAAAACAAAGGUAAUACUCGAAGCUCAUCACUUCCU
Messenger RNA from Ceratotherium simum simum (southern white rhinoceros), 2343 nucleotides. It is a transcript of the gene SLC60A1, whose product is annotated as solute carrier family 60 member 1. Gene Ontology annotation, molecular function: D-glucose transmembrane transporter activity. NCBI's taxonomy places the organism in Eukaryota, Metazoa, Chordata, Mammalia, Perissodactyla, Rhinocerotidae. Gene Ontology annotation, biological process: transmembrane transport. The record is from RefSeq and is a predicted model, not a curated record.